This is a messenger RNA of Oryctolagus cuniculus (rabbit), 24731 nucleotides long. The record is from RefSeq and is a predicted model, not a curated record. NCBI's taxonomy places the organism in Eukaryota, Metazoa, Chordata, Mammalia, Lagomorpha, Leporidae.
GAGGGGCAACCAGGACAGAAUCCGGCACCCCGACUGGGACUAGAACCCGGUGUGCCGGCGCCGCAAGGCGGAGGAUUAGCCUGUUGAGCCACGGCGCCGGCUGAGAAUUCCUUUUUUUAAAAAACAAAUUUUUAAAAGAUUUAUUUGAAAGUCAGAAUUAUACAGAGAGAGAAGGAGCAGCAGAGAGAGAGAGGUCUUCCAUCUGCUGGUUCACUCCCCAAAUGGCUGCAAUGGCCGGAGCUGGGCCGAUCCAAAGCCAGGAACUAGGAGCUUCUUCUGGGUCUCCCAUGUGGGUGCAGGGGCCCAAGGACUUGGGCCAUCUUCUACUGCUCUCCCAGGCCAUAGCAGAGAGCUGGAUCGGAAGUGGAGCAGCCAGGACUUGAGCUGGUGCCCCUAUGGGCUUACCAGCUAAGCCACAGUGCUGGCGUCCAUAGAGAAUUUCGAACAGGCUAAGUAUUAGCAGUUUCUGGGGAAGAGUUUUUUUUUGUUUUUUUUUUGUUUGUUUGUUUGUUUUUGUUUUUUUGACAGGCAGACAGAGACAGAGAGAAAGGUCUUCCUUCUGUUGGUUCACCCCCCAAAUGGCUGCUACGGCUGGCAUGUUGCGCCAAUCCGAAGCCAGGAGCCAGGUGCUUCCUCCUGGUCUCCCAUGCGGGUGCAGGGCCCAAGCACUUGGACCAUCCUCCACUGUACUCCCUGGCCACAGAAGAGAGCUGGACUGGAAGAGGAGCAAACGGGACAGAAUCCACCGCCCCAACUGGGACUAGAACCGGGGUGCCGGCGCCACAGGCGGAGGAUUAGCCAAGUGAGCCACAGCGCUGGCCAAGAGUUCUACUUCUUAACAGAGCUAAAGGAAAGAGUUUUACCCAGUCUAAGUGGACCUGGGCAGAAAGUUUAGUUAGAGCCUGUUUUAAAAUUCCAUUCAUUUGUUCUACUUUUCCUGAAGAGGGAGGUCGACAGAGAAUGUGAAAUGCCGGCCGGCGCCGCGGCUCACUAGGCUAAUCCUCCGCCUAGCGGCGCCGGCACACCAGGUUCUAGUCCUGGUUGGGGCGCCGGAUUCUGUCCCGGUUGCCCCUCUUCCAGGCCAGCUCUCUGCUGUGGCCAGGGAGUGCAGUGGAGGAUGGCCCAGGUGCUUGGGCCCUGCACCCCAUGGGAGACCAGGAAAAGCACCUGGCUCCUGGCUCCUGCCAUCAGAUCAGCGCGGUGCGCCGGCCGCAGCGUGCUGGCCUUAGCGGCCAUUGGAGGGUGAACCAACGGCAAAGGAAGACCUUUCUCUCUGUCUCUCUCUCUCACUGUCCACUCUGCCUGUCAAAAAAUAAAAAAAUAAAAAAAAUAAAAAAAAAAAAAGAAUGUGAAAUGCCAUGAGAGAAGAAGACAGGCAGAUAACCAUUUGAGUAAUCUGAGAGGUAUACUCUGGUCCGUUAUCUGAAUGGAAGCCAGUGAUCUAAAUCUUGCGAUAAUAUCGUUUAAAAGUAUAUGACGGGCUCUUCUGAGUGCGCCGGCGCGGCUGACUGUACACAAUUGGUGACAUGAGUGACACAGAAGAUGACGAUACUCCUCAGCUUUCUUCCCACGCCUUAGCAGCUCUCCAGGAAUUUUAUGCUGAGCAGAAGCAACAAGCUGACCCAGGUGCACAUGAUAAAUAUAACAUUGGAAUAAUAGAAGAGAACUGGCAACUGAGCCAGUUUUGGUAUAGUCCGGAAACUGCCCUACGACUCGCACAGGAAGUGAUUACAGCUGCUGGAGAAGGUGGCAGAAUCGCCUGUGUGAGCGCCCCCAGUGUUUACCAGAAGCUCCGAGAGCUGCACAGAGAAGACUUUUCCAUUUGCAUCUUUGAAUAUGACAAAAGGUUUGCCAUGUAUGGAGAGGACUUUAUCUUCUAUGAUUACAAUAAUCCACUGGAUCUACCUGAACACAUCCCUACACAUAGCUUUGACGUCGUGGUGGCGGAUCCUCCAUAUCUUUCUGAGGAGUGUCUCAGGAAGACAUCAGAAACCAUCAAGUACUUGACCAAGGCCAAGAUUUUGCUGUGCACAGGGGCCGUCAUGGAAGAACAGGCCGCACAGCUCCUGGGGGUGAAGAUGUGCAAGUUCAUUCCACGGCACACCCGAAACCUGGCAAAUGAGUUCCGCUGUUACAUGAAUUUCGAUUCUGGGCUGGACUGCGGCCUCUAACUGGCAGAGUGACACAAUACGGUAAAGGCCCCGGGUGACAUUUCCACGUCGUUGUAUUUUCUCAGUCGAUUAAAAAGUUACAACCUCCUCCCUUCCCCUCCAACUUCCCUGGCCUAAUUGUCAAAAUAAGGGACACAGCCCCUCAUUGUUUCCCUAAGGAGGCAUCCCUGGCGCUGGACUGUCUUCUCCGAACUUGAGUUCAUGGAAUUGGAGUUGGAAGAAAUCUGAGAACCUGUCUAAUCCACUCUCUUCGUUUAACAUAAGAAGUACAGCUUCUUGGCCACCCAGGGCCUCCUGAAUUAGACAGGACCUUGGCCUCUGCCUCAGGCCAGAGGUUCCUGUACCAGGGGCUCCUUCUGACUGCCCAGCAUCCUGAGACUUGCGAGGGCCCCCAGCCCGCGCCAGCCCCCAGGAGCAGUGCCGAGUCUCCCUGACACCGACGAGUGCAUGAGUGCCUUGGGUUUCUCUCUGCUUCCCAGGUCUGUGGGGCUGACGGCCGUGUGGCUCUGAGUCAGCUGAGAAAGUAGAAGCACCACCACCUGUACACCAAAUGCCAUAGCCAAAAACAGGGGACUGGGCGCAGGCUACAUUGUCACUGCUCGGCACGUCCGUACCAUGUCCGUACCCCAGAGCGGGCAGAAGGAAGGAACGAGGGUUCGUUGCAGCCUGGGGCAUCGGGCCCUGGGAGAAGAGCCAUCCCCAGAGAUCUUGCAUGGAGAAUGGAUUCGUGGGUGGCAGGGGUCGGGCUGGGGCAGGGCUGACGGGGACGGGUUCUGUGGUGCUGCGAUGCCCGUGUCUUGUGUGUGGUGGCUGUUUCACAGAUCCACACGCAUGACAGCCAUGCCUGCCCAGCUGGCGAGGGCUGCACCAGUGCCGGUUCCCUGCUCUGCCAUUCCCUAAGAUGCACCCUCAGGCAAAACUAGGCCAAGGGAGCAACAGCCCGUCCUGUAAACACUGGCAAUGUCUUGGAAAUCUGCAAUCAUUUUAAAGUAAAAUCUUCCUCAGAACUUAAUGUCCCAGGGCCUGCUUCGUAGCAUGACGUAGCAUGAUGCUACCUGUGACACCAGCAUCCCAAUGGGUGCCAGUUGGUGUCCCAGCUGCUCCACUUCCAAUGCAGCACCCUGCUAAUUCACUAGGGAAAAGCAGCAGAAAAUGGCUCAAGUGCUGGGGCCCCUGCACCCAUUUUGCAGACCCAGAUGAAGCGCCUGGCUCCUGGUUUCAGCCUGGCUCAGACCUGGCCAUUGCUGCCAUCUGGGGAGUGAACAAGCAGAUGUCGGCUCUGUCUGUCUCUCUCUGUGUGUGUCUCUCUCUCUUCCCUCUCUCUUUCAAAUAAAUAAGUGAAUCUUAAAAAAAAAAAAAAAAGUAUAUGACGGUGGCGAAACCUUUUUUGUUAGUAGUAGGGAAAACUUCCACCUACCCUGAGGUGUCCACCGUAAGGAAAAGGUAACAUGUUCACCUAACUGGUCAGUUUGCCAGUCCUCCUCUGGGAGCGAUCCAUGGGCCUUGUGAGUGGGGAAUGGGGGUGGCCUAAUAUUAGAGUUGGGGUUAGCAAUUUGACAGAUGCUACAUAUCUGAGAUAAGCUAUGCAUAGUUUCUUGUAUGGUGGGAGUUAGGUGUACAUAUGAUCUCAGGAAGUGAAAAAGAGAGUUUGGGUUUGAGUGAUUGAAUGGAGGUUUUUUAGGAAGGUAACUUGGAGAGAAGAAAGGAGCAUUCGUUUUUCAUCUAGAAACCACCAUGAGUCCUUCCUUGUUGUUGGAACGGAGAGAUUUCUAAGGCUGAAUAUGCAGGAGGUAAAUGAAAGAGAAAAGAUGGGAUUGUCUCCCUGCGAGCCACUGCUGUGGCUGUCAGAUCAGCCUGGUUGUUAACUUCAGAUAGGUGGUGUUUAUCUUUGGUGGCCUUUGCAGUGAAUAAUAGCAGGUUCUGUCGACAACUGGGCAGCAUCAAGGAGAGCUUUAAUCUGCUUGCCAUUAUUAUAAGGGUUCCUCGGGCUGUCAUAAAACUCCUUUAUUGCCAUAUCUGGACAUUGGAAUGGAUGAUAUUAUAGGCUUAUCGGGAAUCUGUGUCUAUAUUAACUGUCUUUCCUUUGGCUAAGGUUCAGGCUCAAGUCAAGGCUAACAGUUCGGCCACGUGGCAGGUAGUGCCUUGAGGUAGGGGCCUAGCCGCUGUGACCCCACGUGGGGAAGAAGAGUGUCCUCAUGGUACCCCUCAGUUCAAGAGAGGGCACUGCCCGUUUUCAGGCUAGAGGAAUUGCGUUAGCGCCUGCUGUCACGAGAAGUCCCAGGAAGGUGACAGAAGUGGAAAGUAGCUGAGUUCUUUGGAGAUACCCUAUAACCUUUUCAGCUAGAAGAUUUAAGACUAGUGCUACGUUGGAGACAGGUCUUGGGAGGGGCUCCAGAGGAGAAGAUCAUGAACAUGUUGAAGAAAGAUGCCGGGUGAAAGGUUAAUAGAGGCCAGAUCUGCCUGGAGGGAUUCAGGGACAAGGGAUGAAUUCCAAUUUUGUCUCUCUUUUGGGUAAUGAGCGAGAAUGGCUGAGGCUAUGUCCUUGUUCCAUCACCUUACACCUGUCACAUCUGUGCUUUCACACCUCUGUAGAGGUGGCAUUCCCUUUCCCCUCUGUUCAUUACAAGGGAUAUGAAGCUGCUAAUCCUUGAAGUCUUUUUUUCUUCUUCUAAGACUUAUUGUUUAUUUGAAAGAGUGACAGGGAGUGACAGAGGGAAAGUGAUCUUCCAUCCACUAGUUCACUCCCCAGAUGGCUACAACUACCCAGCCAAAACCAACAGCUGCGACUCCAGCUGAGUCUCCCCCAUGGGUGGCAGGGGCCCAAGCCCUUCAGCCAUCUCUUACUGAUUCCCAAGACACAUUAGCAGGAUGCUGGGUCAGAAACGGAGCAGCUAGGACUCCCGUGUAUGGGAUGCCCAUGUCGCAAGCACCAGUUUUGCCCACUGCACCACAGCGCUGGUCUCUCUGAAGACUUCACUCUGCUUGGGACGCACUUUGUUCAUCCCUCAGGUUUCCGCUCAAGGCUGCUUUCUGAGAGAGCCUUUCCUUGAUACCCACGUUUCUGCUGUCCCCUUACUCUCGUCCUGCUGUCCCCGUACUCUCGUCCUGCUGUCCCCUUACUCUCGUCCUGCUGUCCCCUUACUCUCGUCCUGUUGUCCCCUUACUCUCGUCCUGUUGUCCCCUUACUCUCGUCCUGCUGUCACCUUACUCUUGUCCUGUUGUCCCCUUACUCUCCUGUUGUCCCCUUACUCUCGUCCUGUUGUCACCUUACUCUUGUCCUGCUGUCCCCUUACUCUCGUCCUGCUGUCCCCUUACUCUCGUCCUGUUGUCACCUUACUCUUGUCCUGCUGUCCCCUUACUCUCGUCCUGUUGUCCCCUUACUCUCGUCCUGCUGUCACCUUACUCUCGUCCUGCUGUCCCCUUACUCUCGUCCUGCUGUCACCUUACUCUCGUCCUGCUGUCACCUACUCUCGUCCUGCUGUCACCUUACUCUCGUCCUGCUGUCUCUUCCUUUGUAGCACAUCACAGUUUCUACAGUUUCUAGUAAUGGUCACAUUACGCGUACACACACUUGUAUGUUAAACAACAUCUACCUCCCAAGAAGACCGUAAGCUCUUGGAGAACAGGGAUCCUAUCUUUGUUGGUCAGCAUUUUGUAUGUCGGUUGGAGCCUAACAUUUACUAGUUUCUCAGUAUAUACUUGCCCAGUGAAUGACUCACCACCUUUGAGAAACAUUCUCUAGCUCUUAGCACCCAUGUUUUACUACCUAACUUUAUUAUGACAUUUAUUACAGCGCUGUGUCAUCUCACUAGAUUGUUAGCUACACAAGAUUGCAGUUCAGGCCUGGAAUCAUGCUCAUUCAGGCUUUCUUUUCUCAUACCUUAUCCCUGAGGUUAACUGUCUUAGAGUCACAUUACUUGUGCAUUCAGGUAGCUGUUUCUACCUUCCUAAGGGGUUUCAGCCCCCUGUUUAUUUUAUGUAUUUGGCUUUCAGAUACAUUUCUGUUUGUUCAAUCACUUCUGUAGCCCCAGUUCUUUGCACUUCCCUCUUCCCCAGAAACAACAAAAACAAAACAUUGUCCUGUCCUUGGAGAAUAAUCUUUAUUUGGAAUCACAUUUCAGUUCGGUAAAGUAGAAUAUUGAAUUUACUGAAGAGGUUUUCACAGCACAAGGAUCACCAGCGGGAUACUUAUUGUGGUUCUAGUGUGUUGGGAUGAGGAAGGAUUGUGGAUUUUGGGGCAGACAUUUGGUAUGGUGGCUAAGAUAGCUCUUGGGAUGCCUACAUUUCAUGUAGGAAUACCUGGGCGUGAGUCCCAGCCCUGCUUACAAUUUCAGCUUCCUGCUAACGCGCAUCCUGGAAAGCAGCAGAUGAUAACUGAAAUGUUUGGCUCCCUGCAACUCUUGGGAGAUCCAGACUGAGUUCCAGCCUACUUGCUUCAGCCUGGCCCAGUCUCCGCUGUUGCAGAGUAAACCAGCAGAGGGAACAUUUCUCUCUGUGUCUGUCUGCCUUUCAAAUAAACUGGAGGGGGGGAGGGGCUAUGAAUUUGGCCAUUGAAUGAUUUUUUUAAAACUGUGUUUCCCAACUAGGACAUACUUCAUACAUAGUUAGAGCUCCAUAACUGUUUACUAGAUUCAAUAUGUGUCCUCAAAAAGAGUAUUUGACACUUGAUCUUAGCCAGAAGACCAAGAAACAAUUAAGCAAUUGACCUAAGAUCACAUGACAUGGAGGCCAGCACUGUAGCGUAACGAGUAAAGCAGCCACCUGUAGUGCUGAAUCCCACAUGGGCACCAGUUCAAGUCCUGGCUGCUCCCCUUCCAUCCAGUUCUCUGCUAUGGCCUGAGAAAGCAGUAGAAGAUGGUCCAAGUCCUUGGGACCCUUCACCCAUGUGGGAGACCUGGAAGAAGCUCCUGGCUCCUGGCUUUUUUAGAUCGACGCAGCUCCGGCCGUUGCAGCCAUCUGGGGAGUAAACCAGUGGAUGGAAGACCUCCCCCUCCCCACCUCUGCCUCUCUGUAACAACUCUGCCUUUAAAUUAAGUAAAUAAAUCUUUAAUAUAUAUAUAUAUACAUACAUGACAUGAAUUCUCUUCAUGAUCCCAUUUGUAAAACUGUUGGAAAUGCUAACCAAUACAAUAGACAAGUUUAACAUGAAAUUAUUAUUUGAAUAAAUGUAAAUAUAAAAGCCACAAAGUUCCAUAUAAAGAAAUAUAUCUGUGAUCUUGAAAUGAGGAAGGCUUUUCUGAAUAUACCUCAAAAUUCAGAGGUAAUAUUUUUAUUUUAUAUAUCACAUUGCACAAAACACUUUUUUUUAAAGAUUUUAUUUAUUUAUUUGAGUGUUACAGACAGUGAGAGAGACUGACAGAGAGAAAGGUCUUCUUCCAUUGGAUCUCUCCCCAAAUGGCCGCAACGUCCGGAGCUGCACCAAUCCGAAACCAGGAGCUAGGAGCUUCCUCUGGGUCUCCCAUGUAGCUGUGGGGGCCCAAGCACUUGGGCCAUCCUCCGCUGCCUUCCCGGGCCACAGCAGAGAGCUGGACUGGAAGAGGAGAAGCCGGGUCUAGAAGCGGCACCCAUGUGGGAAGCCAGCGCUGCAGGUAGAGGAUUACCCCAGUGCUCCCUGGUGCUGGCCCCACAAAACACUUUUAAAAGACAGCAGGGGCUGGCAUUGUGGCAUGGUGGGUUAAGCCACUGCCUGUCAGGUCCUGGCUGCUCCACUUCCAGUCCAACUCCCUGCUCAUGUUCCUGGGAAGGCAGUAGAAGAUGGGCUCCUGCACCCACAUGGGAGACCCAAGUGAAACUCCUGGCUUCUGGCCCGGCCCAGCCCUGGCCAUUACAACCAUUGGGGAGUGAAAAUUUCUCUCUUCUUUUUCUAUGUCCUUCUCUCUGUGUAACUCUGCUUUUCAAAGAAACUAAAAACAAAACAAAACAAAAGGACAACAAACUUGGAAGCAAUUAAUUAACACAGACAGCAGGGGAAUAACAUCCAUGGUAAUAACCCUCUUUUCGCUCAAUUGAAAAUAAUGGGGGGGGGGCGGCACUGUGGCACAAUAUGUUACGCCUCCGCCUGCGGCUCUGGGCCCAUAUGAGCGCCACUUCUAGUCCCGGCUGCUCCUCUUCCAGUCCAGCUCUCUGCUGUGGCCUGCAGUGGAAGAUGGCCCAUGUCCUUGGGCCCCUGCACCCAUUUUGGGGAGAAGGAAGAAGCUCCUGGCUCCUGGCUCCUGGCUUCGGAUAGGCGCAGCUCCAGCUGUUGCAGCCAUUUGUGGAGUGAACCAGCAGAAGGAACACCUUUCUCUCGCUCUCUCUCUCUCUCACUGUCUGUAACUCUACCUCUCACAUAAAUAAAAUCUUAAAAAAGAAGAAGGAGGGAGGGAGGAAGGAAGGAAGGAUGGAUGGAUCUGGGGCCAGUGCUGUGGCAUAAUGGGUAAAGCCGCAGCCUUCAGUGCCGGCAUCCCAUAUGGGUACCUGUUCAAGUCUCAGCUGCUCCACUUCCUAUGCAGCUCUCUGCUGUGGCUUGGGAAAGCAGUAGAAGAUGGCCCAAGUCCUUGGGCCUCUGCACCUGUGUGGGAGAUCUGGAUGAAGCUCCUGGCUUCAGAUCAGUGCAGUUCCGGCCAUUGCAGCCAAUUGAGGAAUGAUCCUCUCUCCCUCUCCCUCUCUCUCUCCCUCUCCCUCUCUCCCUCUCCCCCUCCCCCUCCCCCUCUCUGUAUAACUCUGACUUUCAAAUAAAUAACUAAAUAAAUCUUUAAAAAAAAAAACAAGCAUAGUCAGUAAGAUUCUAAAAGGAGUAAGUUAGGAAGAAAGGGAAUGAGUUCUACCAGAUAUUAAAGGAGGGGUGGAGUGGACUUUAGCCUAGUAGUUAAGAUGGCCUGUUAAGACCCUGGCUCUUGACUCCAACUUCCUACUAAUGUAGACUCUGGAAGACUGUUGUGAUAGCUCAAAUGACUGGGCUGCUGCCAGCAACAGUAGAAACCUGGAUCUCACUCUCAGUGCCCAGCUUCAGCCCCAGUCCAGCUAUGGCCAUUGGGCAUUUGAGGAUGAACCAGUGGAUGAGAAUUCCUUCUUUAUCUGUUUGUCUCUCUGCAUCUCAAAUAAUUUUUUUAAAUAUUUAUUUAUUUAUUUGAAAGAGUUACACAGAGAGAGGAGAGGCAGAGAAAGAGAGGUCUUCCAUCUGCUGGUUCAUUCCCCAGUUGACCGCAACUGCCAGAGCUGUGCCUAUCCAAAGCUAGGAGGCAGGAGCUUCUUCCUGGUUUCCCAUGCAGAUACAGGGGCCCAAGGCCUUGGGCCAUCUUCUACUGCUCUCCCAGGCCAUAGAAGGGAGCUGGAUUGGAAGAGGAGCAGCCAGGACUUGAACCAGUGCCCAUAUGGGAUGUCGACACUGCAGGCAGCAGCUUUAUCCGCUAUGCCACAGCACCAGCCCCUCAAAUAAAUUUAAAAUAUAUGACAAAACUAUAAUAUAAUGUGGUACAAGCACAUAAAUAGACCAAUAGAGCAGAAAAAUCAAUAAAUAAAUACAAAUACACAGGAAUUUUCAUGUGAUUUUUAAAAAUAUAGUAUUUAGGCCGGCACCGCGGCUCAGUAGGCUAAUCCUCCACCUUGCGGCGCCGGCACACCGGGUUCUAGUCCUGGUCAGGGUGCUGGAUUCUGUCCUGGUUGCCCCUCUUCCAGGCCAGCUCUCUGCUGUGGCCAGGGAAUGCAGUGGAGGAUGGCCCAAGUCCUUGGGCCUCUGCACCUGCAUGGGAGACCAGAAAGAAGGUCCUGGCUCCUGGCUUUGGAUCAGCUCAGCUCUGGCCAUUGUGAUCAUUUGGGGAGUGAACCAGCAGAUAGAAGACCUCUCUCUCUGUCUUUCAAAUAAAUUUAAAAAAAAGAAAAGGGCAAGUGCGGUAAAUAGGAGACGUGAUGCUGGAGAAGCCCACAGCAGCUCUAGGAAGAUGGAGAUCCUGGCAUAGCAGCAGUACAUCCAUGGGAAGGGCAAACAGGUCAGACGGGGCAGUCACCAAGUUGCUCACUGUCUUGCCCAAGAACAGGAUGCUUGGGUUACUCUGACCCAGAUUCUCAUCUGCACCAUGUACUGAUGAAUGCCUGCCCUCCCUUUGACCCUCUGCCACCUGAAUUAACCAGGACAGUCAUUUUACUCCGGGGGAAUAUUCUCUCACCUACUGAGAGCUGGAGGUAAGCCAAAAUGAACCAAGAAGCAGAAAGCACAACAAAUCUGUAUUAUCUCGACACCAUUCCUGAGAGCCUGAGCCUGACCCCUGCUACUGUACAGCCAAAUGUUCCACCCGUGCUGACUCAUUUCCCAGUGUGCUUUCUUAACCUUGCUGCACAAGGAAUCAGGACUCAGCAGUUAGCCGUCAUCAGACUCACAAUUCGCUACAAUGAAAGGACACAGAGCCAUAUCAGAGAGAAAAGGCAGUGGGACAGGGUCUGGAGGGAACCAGGCAUGACCCAGGAAUGCUGUCCAGCAGAGGCACACAGGACACGCUUUACUUCCUCCAGCGUGGAUUGUGACAGUGCAUGUGAAGUGCAGCCGACCAGGAAGGCUCAUUAGUGACUCAGUGCCCAGGGUUUUUACUGGGAGCUGGUCACGUAGCCCCCUGCACCAAGCAAAUAGCAAAAUUCCAGGCUCCCAGAAGGAAAACAGUAUUCAGUGUGAACCACAUUGUUUGUUCAGUUUAGCCACAGAAAGACACUGAUUUUUUAGAGAAUGGCAGGACCUCUCCUAGUCUUGUUCCCAGAUGCCAACCAAGGGCCAGUCUCACAAGCGUUCCUUUCUAAAGAGAGCUGUCCUGAGCCUGUUGUGUGAACUACAUGCCAGUGUAGUGAAAUCACAAUAGGCAGUAAGGGAGGGGUCAGCACUGUGGCGUUGUAGGCUGAGCCUCCACCUGCAGUGCCAGCAUCCCAUAUGGGCACCGGUUUAUCUCCUGGCUGCUCCUCUUCCAAUCUAGCACUCUGUUAAUGGCCUGAGAAAGCAGCAAAGGAUGACUAGGUGCUUUGGCCCCUGCACCAGGAAACCCAGAAGAAGCUUCUGGCUUCUGGUCGACUCAGCUCCAGCCAUUGAGGCCAUUUGGGGAAUGAACUGAUGGAUGGAAGACCUUUCUGUCUCUCCCUCUCAAAUAAAUAAAAAAAAUAUUUUUUAAAAAGUAAGUGAAUAUGUGGUGAUUUUUUUCUACCAAAACCCAUUCUCCCCUUCCUCCAUGGUAAUAGAGUUGUAGUUGGGCACGUGGCUGUAUAGUUGGACUGCAUUUCACAGUGUAGAGCUAAGUAUGGUUAUGUGACUGACAUCUUGUUAAUGAAUCCAAGAUAUGGGUGUUAAGCUACCUCUGGGUCUGAGCCUUUAGAUUUGUGUUAGCCAUUUGGCACAGUAGUUAUGACACUGUAUCCCAUAUCAGAGUACCUUCUCUUCUGCUUCUUAUCCACAUUCUUGCUACCGCACACCCUGGGAGGUGGCAGGGUAUGGGUCAAGGGCUUGGGUCCUUGCCACCCAUAUAGGACACCAGAUGAAGUUCUGGGCUUCGGGCUUCAGCCCUGAUUGUCGCAGACAUUUAAGGAGUGAACCAGCAAAUAGAAAAUAUCUCUUUCCUGCUCUUCACUCUUGUUGUCUCUCUCCCUUUCAAAUAAAAUGAAAAUUUUAUGAAAAGAGACUAUGCACUGUUCUCUUAAAACCUUUACAGUGCCUCUCUCGUAAUGUCUUUCUGAUUUCUGCUGUCCUGUAUCCAUAAAUGCCAAAGGCAACAGCUGUGACCAUGCAGGUGGUGAAAUGCUCUCACGACUGUGGAAAACAAAGAUGUAAGGAAUCAGGUUCUGUGAAUGAACACAAGCACUGCCUGUCACCCUGGACCGUUCAUGUUGGAUUGGCAUGUGAGAGUCAAGUAAACUUUUUCUUUUUAUUUUAUUUUAUUUUAUUUUAUUUUAUUAUUAUUAUUUUUUUUUUUUUUGACAGGCAGAGUGGACAGUGAGAGAGAGAGACAGAGAGAAAGGUCUUCCUUUGCCGUUGGUUCACCCUCCAAUGGCGCUGCGGCCGGCGCACUGCGCCAAUCCGGUGGCAGGAGCCAGGAGCCAGGUGCUUUUCCUGGUCUCCCAUGGGGUGCAGGGCCCAAGCACCUGGGCCAUCCUCCACUGCACUCCCGGGCCACAGCAGAGAGCUGGACUGGAAGAGGGGCAACCGGGACUAGAACCCGGUGUGCCGGCGCCGCUAGGCGGAGGAUUAGCCUAGUGAGCCGCGGCGCCGGCCAACUUUUUCUUUUUAGAUUUAUUUGAGAGGCAGAGCAGCAGAGGAAGAAGCAGAGGCAGAAAGAGAAAUGUCCUGUACCUUGGUUCAGUCCCCAAAAAGAUGCAGUGGCCAAGGCUGAGCCAGGCAGAAGCCAAAUAAGAGAUAGAAGUAAGGUACAUACAAAUUUAGAAAAGUAGGGGCAAAAGUUUUGACUUUUUUAUGGUAGGAUCAAAUACUUAGAAAAUCCAUGAGAAUUAUCUACAAAACUGCUUCUAAUAUGGGAUUUUGGUUACAGGGUAUAAGAUUAUAGAAACUGGAAGCCUUUGUAUACACAGAUACAGCACUGUGUGGAUGUCCUCGUGUGUGCCCCUUCACCGCCGCCCAUGGUGCUCCAGAACAAGGUAGCUGGGUCACAGGGCUCAGGUCAUCUUCAUUUGGCAGAAGCCACCAGGUGGCUGUCCUGACCACCUACACCAGCUGACAUAUCCACUGGUAUCCCUGCCAGUACUUCCUGGGUCCCCUGCACGGAAGAAAACACAGGGUCUAGGAGGGUGGUAAAGGAAUCCCCAGGGUAUCAGCAGGCAUGGGUCGGAGCACCACUGCGUGCGGCCUCACCCUCCCGACCCUCUCACAGAGUUCAGGACCGCAGGGCAAACUGGCCGUGUGCUUCGCCGAAAUUGUGUGUGGCAGCAGCCCUUCUCUCUGUAAAACAGUUUCUGCCUUCUCUCAGAAUCGCUCUCUCAUUCCCUAAGCAGUGCAUCUGUCCCUUCUUUGUCCCUCGUAAGAACAACCUGAAAGAACAUUUUUGUUGUCCUUUGAAUUUUGGCACACAUGGCACAGUCCUGCUGACAGGGUUCUCCAGAUCCAUCUCUAGUUAUGCUUUCCUUCCUCUAGAUUUUGUCCAUCCUCUCACAAAACUAGGCUGCAGUGAGCUCUGGCUGGCACGCUGCUUCCUCUCCCACAUUCCUCUUUUCAUCUUCAUCAUGAUUAAUUUAUGAUUGUAUAAUCGAGAUUUCUUUUUAAAGAAGCUACAUGCUUCAUAUUAGGUAACAGAACCCAAAGUUCCUGAGUGAAUGGUGGCUCUUUGCUGCUCACUGAAAGUAAAAAGCUAAUAAAAUAAUUGGAUCAGAAACUGGAAUUUUUAUAUUGCUAUGAAAAUAUUGAAAAACUUCAGGAACAAAUGGAGUUUAGUGGGCACAUACUUUGAACAAUCAAGAAUCAAUGGUUGGGACCAGAGCUGUGGUGUAGUGGGUUAAGCUGCCAUCUGCUACACCAGCAUCCCAUGUGAGUGCCAGUUUAAGUCCCGGCUGCUCCACUUCUGAUCCAGCUCCCUGCUGAUGUGCCUGGGAAAGCAGGGGAAGAUGACCCAAGUGCUUGGGUGCCUACACCCACAUGGGAGACCCUGAAGAAGCUCCUGACUCCUGGCUUUGAAUUGGCCCAGCUCUGGCCACUAUGACCAUUUCGGACAAAACCAGUAGAUGGAAGACCUCUCUCUCUCUCUGUUCCUCCCUCUCUCUAACUAUGCCUCUCAAAUAAAUAAGUAAAUCUUUAAAAUGAAUUAGUGGUUGAUUGGGUGUUUUUUUUUCUUUUCCAAUUUUUUAAAUUUAUAUAAUGGGAACAAGCCAGGAACCAGAAGCUUCUUCCAGGUCUCCCACACGAGUGCAGGGACCCGAGCACUUGGGCCAUCAACCACUGCUUUCCCAGGCCGUAAGCAGAGAGCUGGAUCGGAAGAGGAGCAGCCAGGACAUGAACUACCAUCUAUAUGGGAUGCUGGCACCACAGGCAGAAGCUUAACCUACUACGCCUUAGUGCCAGCCCUAUAUAUAGUUCUAUGAACAUAAUAUUUACCACCCAACCCUCCUUCCCUUCCUCAUUCCCACCCCCCCUCCUCGUUCCUUUCUUAUUUUAAUUUUUGCAAUGACCUACUUUCUUAAAAAAAAAAAAAAAAACCUAGUUUAGCAGGAAUAUAUACAACAGCAUAAACAAUAAUUGAAUGAAAAAAUGACCAUGUACAGUAAAUUUUGAAGUAAUCACAGAUCAUUAAACUAUAGUAGCAUAACAUUGUUAACCAUUGGUUUGACAAAGAUAUAAAACAGGCCAGCACCGUGGCUCACUUGGCUAAUCCUCCACCUGCAGUGCUGGUACCCCAGGUUCUAGUCCCAGUUGGGGCGCCGAUUCUGUCCCGGUUGCUCCUCUUCCAGUCCAGCUCUCUGCUGUGGCCCGGGAAGGCAAUGGAGGAUGGCCCAAGUGCUUGGGCCCUGCACCCGCAUGGGAGACCAGGAGGAAACACCUGGCUCCUGGCUUUGGAUCUGCGCAGCACGCUGGCCAUAGCGGCCACUUUGGGGAGUGAACCAACGGAAGGAAGACCUUUCUCUCUCUCUCUCUCACUGUCUAAUUCUGCCUGUCAAAAAAAAAAAAGUUUUAAAAAACUAUAUUUGGUGGGGCCGGCACUGUGGUGUAGCGGGUUAACACCCUGGCCUGAAGUGCUGGCAUCCCAUAUGGGCGCCGGUUCGAGACCCAGCUGCUUCAUUUCCAAUCCAGCUCUCUGCUAUGGCCUGGGAAAGCAGUAGAAGAUGGCCCAAGUCCUUGGACCCCUGCACCUGUGUGGGAGACCCGGAGGAAGCUCCUGGCUCCUGGCUUCGGAUCGGCACAGCUUUGGCCAUUGCAGCCAGUUGGGUUUGAACCAGUGGAUGGAAGACCUCUCUCUCUCUCUCUCUCUUCCUCUCUGUAACUCUGCCUUUCAAAUAAAUAAACCUUUUAAAAAAAAAAAAGAGUAUAUGCAGCAGUACUGAUACAGACCUUUGUCUUAAUAAUUUCUUUUUUUUUUAUUUUUAUUUAUUUAUUUAUUUAUUUAUUUAUUUAUUUAUUUUUAUUUUUGACAGGCAGAGUGGACAGUGAGAGAGAGAGACAGAGAGAGAAAGGUCUUCCUUUUGCCGUUGGUUCACCCUCCAAUGGCCGCCGCUGCAGCCGGCGCACCGCGCUGAUCCGAUGGCAGGAGCCAGGAUCCAGGUGCUUUUCCUGGUCUCCCAUGGGGUGCAGGGCCCAAGCACCUGGGCCAUCCUCCACUGCACUCCCUGGCCAUAGCAGAGAGCUGGCCUGGAAGAGGGGCAACCGGGACAGAAUCCGGCGCCCCAACCGGGACUAGAACCCGGUGUGCCGGCGCCGCAAGGUGGAGGAUUAGCCUAUUGAGCCACGGCGCCGGCCCAGACCUUUGUCUUAAAUUUUAGCUCCCACGUAUAAGAGGAGAACAAGUGGUAUUUGUCUUUCUGUGUAUGGCUAAUUUCACUCAAUGUGAUAUCCUCCAGUUAUAUCCAUUUUGCUGCAAAUGGUAGAAUCUCAUCCAUUUUUAUAGCUGAAUUUAUCAUGGUGUAUAUAUGCCACAUUUUUUCUGAUGAUGGACACCUUGGUAGAUUGCAAAUUUUGGCAGUUGUGAACCGUACUUCUGUAAACAUGAUGGUAACCCGUACACUUUGGGUGUCCAGGCAUCCACUUCACAGAACUCCACCCCCAGCCUGCCUGGACCAUUGCAGCUGCUUUCUGAUGGUCCACCCGGGCCAUACUUGUGAGCCUCAAAUCCUGACUCCACCCAGUCACCACGAUCUACCUGAAGCACAGAUCUCGGCCUGAUCAGUCUCUCUUGCACCUACCGUCUGCUCUCCUCACUGGGCCCCAGGCCUUCCUGAACGGCUCUGUGGCUCCUAGCUGGGCCCUGACCAUGCCAGCACCUGCCACACUGCUUCUGGCCUUGACACCCUUUCCCGUGCUGUCCCCGUGCCGUUGUCUGAACAUGACUGGCUCCCCAGCUCAUCAGAUAUGCAAACCCCAAAGUCUUAGGUUUAUGUUGCUGAGAGGGUAGAAACUGAAUCCAUAUACAGCGUCUGAAGGUAAGGCCUUCAGGAAGUGAUCGGUGGGGUUAGGUUGUUAGGGUCGAGCCCCCAUGAACGAAUCCUGGUAGCUUUGUAAGGAGUGCCCACAAGACCACUUGCUUCUUGUCUCUCUGCUUACUGGCUCACAGUGUGAUCCACCCCUGCACACGCUCCACCACCCACCACCCUCAUCAGACGCCAGACCAGUGGUGCUGCCGGAUCUUGGACUAUGAACCUCUAAAACCAUGAGCCAAAAUAAAACUUCCUUUGUCAGUAGCCUGUGUCAGCUGUUGGUCAUAGUAACAAACAGCUGCCCAAUGUCCCCCUCCAACUGCCAUGCCCUUCCACCCUGACACAGGUUGUUCCUUACAGCUCAGCUCAGUCAUUUGCCAUUGGGAAGUCUUUCUGGUCCUCUCUGCUCCCAUAACACUCUUUAAAAAAAAAUGUAUUUAUUUAUUUGACAGGCAGAGGCAGAGAGAGAGAGAGGUCUUCCAUCUGCUGGUUCACUCCCCAGAUGGCUGCAAUGACCAGAGCUGAGCUGAUCCAGAGCCAGGAGCCAGGAACAACUUCUGGGUCUCCCACAUGGGUGCAGGUGCCCAGUGACUUGGCCAUCUGCCAUAGCAGAGAGCUGGAUCAGAGUGGAGCAGCAGGGACUCGAACGGCACCCAUAUGGGAUGCUGGCACUGCAGGCGGAGGCUUUACCUGCUACGCCAUGGCGCCACACCCCCACCCCAACCCCCACCCCUGUAACACUCUUGAACCUGAUUUUAUUGUUGCACUUACAUCAGGCCAUGCCAGCACCUAUUCCUGUGUCUGUUUUCCCAACAGUAAGCUGCUGAGAAUGGGAACUGGGUGCUGUGUUGAGUCCCCUGGCUUAGCCAAGUCCCUGGCAUAUUAUAAGCUGAACCAAUGCAUGUUGAGUGAACGUUGAAGGAAGGAAAUCUGGCUCCUAGAAGGAGCAUCAGGUAUUAGCAGCACCCAUUGUUACUCCACCUGCCUUAUAAAUUAUUUCAGAAUGUUGAAAUAUUUUAGGAAAGAACAAGAACUACAUUUGCAUAAGUCCAUUAUUUAAUUUUUACUCAGUUACACCUCCACCAGCCUCCAAGUUAGUUGAGACAACCUAUAAAAAUAUGUCAGGGGCAAGUGUUUGACCUAGAGGUUAUGGUGCUCAUGUCCCAUGGCAGAGGACCUGGGUUCCAUUCCCAGAUCUGCUCCUGAUAACGUAGACAGCAGUGAUGACCCAAGUGGUGGGUUCUGAACCAACAUAGGAGACCUGGAAUGUGGUCCUGGGCCCUGGCCAGGCUAAACCAUUGCUGGCAUUUGGGGAGUGAACCAGUUGAUACCUAUCCAUGUCUCUCUCUCCUCCCUCUCUCUCUCCCAAAUUCAAAGCAAAAAAACCUUUAACAGACUCCUGCUUGUAUGUUACUGCCCAGGACCAGUCACAGGGCCCCCUCUGACUUCUUUAGAAGCUGGGAAAGUAAGUGCACAGGUGGACUUUCCAGGCCUUAUACUCCAAGUGUCAAUAAAAGGCUGCUGGAAGCGACUGGACAGCCUCCCUGUCUGCCACUGCCGGGGGAAAGCAUUUAACAUUCAUUCAUUAAGCUGUUUCUGUUUAUGACCCAGGAACCUUACCUCACUAGCGACAGUCCAUCUUUUCAAGUUAUAAAAUACUUGAACAUUAUUUAUGGGGAAAAAAUUAAUUCUUGAGACCCCCCCCCCCAGCAACAGAUGGCUCAGAAUGCUGAGGGUGCCAGUGCAGUGUGCCACUCAGAACUCCCGUGAGUGCCAGCACCUGGGUGGGUGUUGGGGCACAGCAGGUGAAGACGCCCACAUCCCAUAGCAGAGUGCUGGUUCCAGUCCUGGACCUCUGCUCCCGAACCAGCAUCCUGAUAAUUUGCCUAGGAAUAGUGGCACAAGUACUUGGGUUCCUGUCACCAAUAUGGGAGACCUGGCCGGAGUUUCUGGCUCCUGGCUUCAGGCUGACCCAGUCUGGGCUGUUGCAGACACUGGGGUAGUAAGCCAGUGGGUGAAAGAUUUCGUUGUCUUUUUUUCUCUCCUUUUUUCUCUCCCUUCUCCUCUCCCAUGUUGGUCUGCUUUUCAAAUGAGUAAACAUUAAAAAAAAAAAGCGCCAGAGAAGGAUGCUGGUCCAAUUUCUGUCUUAUCCUCUUUAUGGCCAGGGGAUGGGGUCCUGCAAUUGGCCCUUCUGGGACAGAUACCCACCCUGUGAGGGAAAUGAGGUACAAGGAUUAGCCACCCUAGCAGAGGCCCUAAGUCAGGAUGAGUAAGAAGCAAGCCCUAAAGGAACAGAGGUACUGAUGCCACAAGCAUCCGUAGGGCAGGGACCAACACUGCACAAGAAAAACAGCAGCCUUCACCACACUGUAGCUGACUCCACCCUCUGAGCUGCCCUCCUCCACUGAGAAUGAGAUCAGUGGGCGGGAGACCCCAUUUGCAAAAGCUGUGGGAAAGUGAGACCCUGCAUUGCCUCCUACAGACAGUAGAACUACUCAGGCCUAAACAAGGCUGUGUCCUCACAGCUCUCUGUGAACAGUGACUGCUCCAGGUGUGGAAAAGGCACCAUUCCACAGGGGGCCACACUUCAUCAGUGGCCAUGCCAGCCUGAGACCCAUUCGCUCUCCACACAGUCCCCCGGGACCCAAGAAGCAGCUCUUGUGGCCCUUGCACAUGCCGUCUUCCUGACAGUGUGGCCUGUAGCAACGUGCUGCGCCACGAGCCAGCUCUUGCCCACGAAUUGCUCCUGAUCCCUGCUGGUAGUACAGAAACCACACCUGGUUACUGAGGCUUGGUGUACAAUACCGACUUUGUGAUAGCCAGGAGUGCCGGCCCUCCUGGGAAGCUGUGACCAUGAUUCUGCAUGACAUGAUGGGUCUCACAUCACACAACAGAAGUCAUUCAGGAUCAACUCCCACUUGGGGGCCUGUGUGCCAGGGAUUUCUCUAUUUUUCAUCUAAUUUAAUCUCCAAAAUAAGCAUAGCAAUUAGAUAUUCCCAUUGAUUGAUCAGAAAAAUUCUCACAAGUCAAGUAGGGGAGCAAACCCUGAAUGUUAACCCAAACUUCUUGGUUCUGGUCUAUUUAUUUAUUUGAAAGGCAGAGUUACAGAGGCAGGGAGAGGAACAGAGAGAGAUCUAGCCGCUAGCUCACUCCUCAAAUGGCUGCAAUGGCAGAUCUGAAGCCAGGAGCUUCUUCCAGAUCUCCCACAUGGGUUCAGGGGCCAAAGGACUCAGGCCAUCUGCUGCUUCUUUCCCAGGCACAUUAGCAGGGAGCUGGAUCAGAAGUGGACCAGCCCGGACUUGAACUGGCAGCCAUAUGGAGUGUUACUGCAGGCAGCAGCUUUACCCACUAUGCCACAGCGCUGGCCCCGGUUUUGAGCUAUAUCAGUUUCCACAGCUGCCACACCACCAGCCCCUCCUAAGGGACUUUAAUUUAAAAGAAAAAUUUCUGGCACUCUGGUGCAGUGGGUUAAGCUCCUGCCCACAGUGCCAGCAUCCCAUAUGUGUGCCACUUCUGAUCCAGCUCCCUAAUGUGCCUGGGAAAGCAGCAGAAAAUGGCCCAAGUCCUUGAGCCCCUGCACCCAUGUGGGAGACCUGGAUGAAGUUCCUGGCCCAUCCUCAGCUGAUGCAGUCAUUUGGGGAGUGUAUCAGCAGAUGCGUGAUCUCUCCGUCACCCUGCCUUUCAAAUAAGUGAAUAAAUUUUGGAGAGAGAGACCAUCCAUCCACUGGUUCACUCCCCAAAUGCCUGUAAUAGCCAGAGCUGGGCCAGGCCAAAGCUGGGCUCUCCUGUCCAAGUCUCCAGCAUGAGUGGCCAAACCCACAUAUUUGGGCCAUCAUCUGCCACCUUCCCAGGCAUGAUAGCUGGAAGCUGCAUCAAAGCAGGCAGGUCUCUAAUCAGGCAACCCAGUGUGGAAUGCAGGCAGUCCAAGAGGGGGUUGCCUCCCACAUGGAGACCCAGAUGAAGUCCUAUUUCCUGGCUCUGGGCUUAGCCCAGAACUGGCUGUUGUGGCUAUUUGGGGGAUUAACCAGUAGAUGGAAAAUCUAUCUGUCCCUCUCUGUUGCUCUGCCUUUUAAAUAAGCAAAUAAAUAAAUAUUUAGGGAAAAAAACCCUAAUAUACCUCUAAGGUUUACCAGAAACUCUGCUGAAGAGAAUGCACAAGAUUUGGGGACGGCGCUGUGGUAGAGCAGGUGAAGUCGCUGCCUGCAGUGCUGGCAUCCCGUACGGGCGCUGGUUUGAGACCUGGCUGCUCCACUUCCAAUCCAGCUCUCUGCUGUGGACUGGGAAAGCAGUAGAAAAUGGCCCAAGUUCUUGGGAGGCCCAGAAGAAGCUGCUGGCUCCUGGCUUCAGAUCAGCUCAGCUCUGGCCAUUGCGGCCCCUGGAGAGUAAACCAGCAGAUGAAAGACCUCUCUUUCUCUCUCUCUGCCUCUCCUUCUCUCUCUGUGUGACUCUCUUUAAAAUAAAUAAAUAAAUAUUUUUUUAAAAAUGCACAAGAUUUUGCACUAGUCACAGCAAGACCUAAAGCUCCAUCUGACACUUAGAACCCCAGAGUGCUAUCACAUGAGCCUACAGCUUGGGAGAGGAAAACUCUGAAAUGGGCAGGUUGCUUCAGAAGGGAAGAUUGGGGUUGGAGGCAACGCCAGUGGAAGAUGGCCCAAGUAGUUGGGCUCUUGCUACCCAUGUGGAAGACCCAGAUGGAAUUCCUAGCUCCUGUCUUCAAUCUGGCCCAAACCUGGUGGUUGCGGCCAUCUGGGGGCAUGAACCAGCAGAUGGAAGAUCUGUCUAUCUCCCCGUCUCUGACACUCUGCCUUUCAAAUAAAUAAAUCUUCAGGGAGGGCAGGUAUGAUGGGAAGAAUCACUAUAUUCCUAAAGUUGUACUUAUGAAAUUUGUACUCAUUAAAUAAAUGGUUUCUUUGGGAAAAAAAUAAAAUAAAAACAAAUCUUUAAAAAUAACAAAGAAAGGGAGAUGGGAGGGCAUUAGGCACCGUGGUUAAGAUGCCACUUGGGAUGUCCAUGUCCAUAUCAGAGUGCCACGGGCAGGUCCCAGCUCCUCCACUUCCAGGCCAGCUCCUCUGAGGCACACCUGGCAGGCAGUGGUUAUGGCCCCCACCCAUGUGGGAGGCUUCAACUGUGUUGGGCUCUUGGCUUUGGCCUGGCCCAGCCCUGGCUGUUGGCAGCCAUUUGGGGAGUGAACAUCCAUUUCAUAAACAUUUUGUUUUAUUUUUUAUUUGGAAGUCGGAGAGACAGAGAGCUGUUGUCUGGUGCUUUGCUCCCCUAAUGCCUACAAUAGCCAACACUGGAUCAGGCCAAAGCCAGGAGCUACAAGCUCUAUCGGUGUUUCCCAUGUGGGGGCAGGGACCCUGGUACUUGAGGCAUGACUUGCAAACUCCCAGAAUGGACCAGCAGGAAGCUGGAACUGGGAGUAUUUGUAGAACUCCGUUCCAUAUGGGAUGUAGCAUGUGGGCAGUCUUGGCUGCUGCACCAGAUGCCUGCCCCGUGUGAUCUGCACAAACACACCGUUCCUGUUUCCACUGUGGAGGCACAAACACAUUAUCUCGAAGAAUGAAAAAAGUUGGGGGGAACAGCCCUGGGUUUUGUGCCAUGUGUUACUUGUCAGUCCUCCAUGUCCUUGUCAGGUGGAAUCACAGCUCCUUCAGCUUGAAUAUUUUGAUUCAUGAGAUGAACUCUGAAAUGUGGUGGUAGGUAGACUCACCUAUGCCACACUUUUAAAUGAUACAAAGUUGUCGAAAGGGUUUUGGGGGCCAGUGCUAUGGCUUAGUAGCUUAAGCCUCCAUCUGUGGCAUCCCCUAUGGGCACCGGUCCAAGUCCCAGCUGUGUCUCUUCUGAUCCAGUUCUGCUGUGGCCUGGGAAAGCAGCAGAAGAUGGCCCAAGUGCUUGGGCCCCUGCACCCACAUGGGAGACCCGGAAGAAGCUCCUGGCUUUGGAUCAGCCUGGCUGCGGCCAUUGCUGCCAUUUGGGGAGUGAACCAGCAGAUGGAAGACUCUCUCUCUCUCCCUCUGUAACUCUGCCUUCAAAUAAAUAAAUACAUAUUUUUAAAAAGAUUUAUUUAUUUUGAGAGGCAGAGUCACAGAGGGAGAAUCUUUCAUCUGCUGGUUCACUCCCCAAAUGGCAGGAACGGCUAGAGCUGAGCCAAUCUGAAGUCAGGAGCCUGGAGCCAGGAGCUGGCACUGCAGGGGGUGGCCCCAAUAAAUAAAAGCAUAAACAAACAAACAAACAAAAAAGGGUUUUGAAUGUAGAGGCCACAUGCUGUAUGCUGCUGCCCAGAGCAUGACAUUGCCAAGGAGAUUAGAACUCCCUGAAACUAGCCGGCGCCGCGGCUCACUAGGCUAAUCCUCCGCCUAGCGGGUUCUAGUCCCGGUUGGGGCGCCGGAUUCUGUCCCGGUUGCCCCUCUUCCAGGCCAGCUCUCUGCUGUGGCCCGGGAGUGCAGUGGAGGAUGGCCCAGGUGCUUGGGCCCUGCACCCACAUGGGAGACCAGGAAAAGCACCUGGCUCCUGGCUCCUGCCAUCGGAUCAGCGCGGUGCGCCGGCCGCAGCGCGCCGGCCGCGCCGGCCAUUGGAGGGUGAACCAACGGCAAAAGGAAGACCUUUCUCUCUGUCUCUCUCUCUCUGUCUCUCUCUCACACUGUCCACUCUGCCUGUCAAAAAAAAAAAAAAAAAACAAAAACAAAAAACAAAAAAAAAAAACAAAAAAAAAAACAAACUCCCUGAACCUGGUACUCGCUGUCUCCACUGGCCGCUGAGCUCUGCACGCAGCACAUCACUUGCCUCAGCGUCUUCCAGCAGACGGAAGAUCCCUGAGGUGAGACAUCUACACGAUGUGCGUCUCUGCCAAGUCUGGAACACCACAGGUGUCUGCCAAGUCUGGAACACCACGGGUGUUUGCUAAGUCUGGAACACCAAGGGUGUUUGCUAAGUCUGGAACACCACGGGUGUUUGCGAUGUGCGAAGUUUCCAGUAACUUCUUCUUGCUCAGUUCUACUUAACAACGCGCCUUCCCCUAGUUGUAGAGGCAGAAUGUAGAAUUAAGCACAGAUGGAUCCUGAUCCACCUGUCCCAUCCCUACCGCCUCUGUACACCUUGUCCCAGAGUCAGCCGAGAAGCAAAAGAGGGACAAAGAAGCAAAUAUCCCUUCCCAUCCGUUAUGCUGAUCCGGCUCUUUGCAGGAGGGGUGGGCGAUUUCCCAAGGAGGAGUUCUGUGGGCGCGAAGGGGUGUGAGCAGAACGGGGGGAAGGCAAGCCCUUGUAACAGGGCUUGGAGGAGAGUUCAGAGCUGUCGGGAUCAAGCAUUACAGGGCCAGGAGGCCCAGCCCGAGCACCCACAGCGGGGCCAGCACUGAAAGGGUGACCCAUUCAUGGCAAGGUGUCCACACCCAGGUAUCUGGCCCCUGGCCGACUGGCCGGGUUGGCAGGUGACCCCUGGCUUAAACUAGACAGAAAGGAACUGUCAGCCCCCAGGCCAGCCAAGCAGAGGGACCUGCUCAUUCCUCUUCCACUUUCUGUUUCUGAAGCACUUACCCCACCCCUGCCUGGGGGUGUCUGAGGGUAAGAGCACCUCUGGGCACCCAAGGGGCCAGCGGGACCUGUUCUUCCACUGGCAGAUCACGAGGCUGUUUGGGUGGAUCUGUGUUGGUCAAGACAGAAAUGGAGCAGCAGUGGAGGGCAGAGCCAUGGCACCCACCCGGCAUUGUGCCCACUUCUCUGCAGUCCCCAAGGAGUGCAGGGAGGGCUGGACACAACCCCACUUCUCACCAUUCUUUGAAUUUUGCUUCUUUUAACCUUCCAGUCUUCUUCCCUUUCAAGUUCGGCCGCAUUCCCACCUAAUGAAAGGCUGGAAACGUCGCUGUGAACGCUUCAGGGUGAAGCUCUAAUGAUGGUCAUCAUUCUCUUUCCUAAUUCUGCUCAGGGGAAAUAAAACAGUGUGACUCCCAACCACGAAAGCCAUUUCCAGCUGGAGACCUGAAACAGCCCUCACUGGCCAGUAGAUGGCGCCAAAGGUCAGUCCCUUUCCGCCUUGGGAUUCCCAGCACCUGGUGCAGUUCCAACACUGGCCAGCCCUUCACCCUGCACACAGGAGGCCACAAUCCCCACCCUGUGCUGCCAGAGGAGGAGGCGGAUUUGUAGGAUAAAGGCAAGAGAGAGACGGAAACUAAUUUCAUCCCAGCUGCGGAGGAAGCAUCUAGAGCUGGUUUCCAAGUGGGGAUCAGCAGACGAGUGUUCCUGGAGGAGAGAAAGGCAUUGCAAGAGAAGAGACGGUGGGGCCUGCCGGGUGGCACUGGGGCUGAGCUGCUGCGUGUGAUCCGGGGAAUCCCAUCUCCAGCUUCUCGCUAAUGUGCCCUGGAAGGCAGCCAACAUGCGGGACCUGGCCCAGCCCUGCUUGUUGUGGGCAUUUGAGGGUGAACCAGCAGAUGGAAGAUACCUCUCUCUUUCUGUCACUCUUCCUUUCAAAUAAACAAAUCUUAAUGUA